UUAGGAGCCCUGAUCUAUGCCUCCAUUGACGCUUACUCACGGUUUAUUACGUGGUUCUACGUGGGCAUAUCCUCUAGUACGUCACGAAGCGUUGUUGCACAGUAUCUCGAUGUUCUCUCGCAGCGGAAAACCAUGCCAAAUAUCAUCCGUUCCGACCGCGGCCAAGAGACAAUCCUUAUGGCUGGAGCACAUUAUUACCUUUCGAAGACCCGCGUACGCGCACGGGAAGGUAUCCCACAAGAUGUGCGCUUUCGAGACUGCUGGAUCUAUGGCAAAAGCACGCAUAACGAAAAGAUUGAGAGCUGGUGGCUUCGAUUGAGUAGGGGUAGGGCUAAAUUCUGGCGGGAGUAUUUUGGUGAAAUUACCGCACUUGGCCAUUUCUCGAACGACUCCCUACCCGACCGUAUUGCAAUGCUCUAUCUCUUCAUGCCGAUCCUGCGGGCUGAGUUUGCCGACUUCGUACUUACGUGGAAUUCGCACUACAUUCGCAAACAACGCAAUAGGCCGCAUGUGGUUCCUGGGCAGCCAUGGACCCUCUACUUUCAGCCUACCGCACGGCAGGUUGAGAGCUUUGCAGAGGUUAUCCCUCAAGAUCGAUUACAAACGCUCCAAGAUAUCUUCGACGGGGACCGUAUUGAUCUUGAUGCCUACUUGCCAGAAGAUACAAUAGCUAUCUGUGAUCGCAUUCUUAGAGGCCAGGAAGAUCUGCCAAGAGAUCCGCCACAGCAACCUAAGCUUUCAGCGUAUCUAUUCCUACGAGAUCGUUUACGGCAGUACAUUAGGAGUAAGCAGCAGCCAGAGCUGGCAUUAUUGGAGACGCCUACGGGUGGCCUAGACCGCGUACGUGAUCAUUUGGCCACUCACGAUAUCGAUACUGCUUCGCUUUUGGAACGCAUUGAGGAGGAAGAGAUUGACUGGGGUGAGGGAGACCAACUAUACGACUAG
Messenger RNA from Ilyonectria robusta, 945 nucleotides. RefSeq lists its product as uncharacterized. The annotation marks the transcript as partial. NCBI's taxonomy places the organism in Eukaryota, Fungi, Ascomycota, Sordariomycetes, Hypocreales, Nectriaceae. The transcript has 2 exons. The record is from RefSeq and is a predicted model, not a curated record.